UGUUGAAUUUUCCCUGCACUCCGUUUAAGCGGCGAUGGCUAAAUAUCCCUCAACAGCUGAUGCUAUUGGACGUGUGUUUGAAUGUUCAGACUUUAAAUUGAGCAGCCAAGAGACUUCCUAUCUUUUGAAGUCAAGCUUUAAGUUGGAUCUACCAGCAGAUAGAGUGCAACCUAUUUCAGCCAUGCAGAGGAGAGCCUACCUGGACUCCAUAGUUAUUCCCAGUCUGGCAUACCAGAGCUAGAUUCCUUUGAGACAAUGCCUAAUUUUGGGUGGGAUGAAACUGAUCCGGAGCAUCAGAAGCUGCUUCCGAUGCGCACUGUAAUUGAAAAGUUAAGUUCUGCUGCAAGUGUAUGGCAAUGGAAACCAAGCGAAUCCAUAUUUAAGUUGGUUAUGAUGCUUUUCCUUCUGAAAAUGCUGUGGCAGAAAGAAACUUGGGGGAUUGCUUGCUCACUUGCACAGAGCUCAGAGAAAAUAAAUGAGAUUGCUUGCUGGUAUGCCAAGGAGGGUAAACUGAUUGAGCUGUCUAUUAUACUAAUGCUGGCAAGGGAGAAGGUCAUGCGCCCAAUUGUCUUUCGAAUUAGGGGCGAGAAAUCUCAUAGGUCCAUGACAUUUCUACAGUUCGUCAAUAGUGAAUUGGCCCAAGCAAUUGAUCUGGAGUGCAGAUUAACUGGAAGAAAGACAAAGCUAGAAGAAGAACUGAAAAAGCUAUGCAAACAAAGGAAGUUGGUUAUGAUGUCUGCUCUUGGGCUGCUAGAAAUUUUUGAGAAGGCUGGUGCUGCCCUUCAAACAUACUUUUGGUCAGAGAGAGGAAAUGUGCAAAAGGAAAAAGUUAUCAAAGAGGUCUCCGUGCUGCUAUCAGAAGCUGGUUUCAACUUAAAAGAAGACAUUGAACUGCAUGAUCCAGUUGACAGUUGGAUGGAGGUUGAACAACAGAAUGAGGCACUACAAGAUCCACACACGAGUUCCGAAAUGGCUACAGAAAGAGGAUGUCAAAUGCAACACCUUACAAGGCUGUGUUAUGUGUUUCCGUGUGGUUUUGUUGAGACACAUGGUUCAUGUGGUGGUAGGCCCAAUGACAUGAGGAACUUUCUUUUCACACGAUAUCCAAGGGAGUGCUUUAAUUUGCCAUCUGGUGCCCAGUCUUUUCGUGCAUUUUGGACAUCAAAAGACAGUAAAGCCAGCUAUUGUACUGGCUUUCCAAAAGCAUUGGAGGUUCAAGGCGGUGCUGUGAGAGGAGUCGUCAAUUCGCUCGUGCAGAAAUUUCCAGCCAGCAAGCGUUUUGCCUCCGUUGCAUUAGCAGUCAUUAGACAUGCUGCCUGAUAUCGAGUGCUAUGUGAAAGGUAAUGUGAAACAAGUUCUUUAGAACCUGCUACUUGUAAGUUCAGGUAUUUUAGUUUAGGAUGUUAUGGUGGUUUGUUGAUUACUUUUUAGGUCGCAGUCCUAGUAAAUUUAGGUGUUAUGGGGA
This is a messenger RNA of Coffea eugenioides, 1465 nucleotides long. RefSeq lists its product as uncharacterized. Bases 256 to 1320 code for a protein of 354 amino acids. The transcript has 11 exons. The record is from RefSeq and is a predicted model, not a curated record. Lineage: Eukaryota; Viridiplantae; Streptophyta; Magnoliopsida; Gentianales; Rubiaceae.